ACCAUUUUUGCUGAUAGUCUUUGUUUCUUGUGUGUCUUCGUAGUGAGAGCACAGAGUAGAAACUCGCCAGCUUCUCAUUUUUCUCCUGAAAAGUUUUUGUCAGUGCCCAGUUAGUACUAGACAGUCAUGGACUCCUUGGACCCCUCGGAGCGCAGGUACUUGGAGGAUGAGGAUAGUCCUACCAUGAAGACAAUUAAGGGUGCAACAAAUGGAUUUGUUACUGGAACUAUUUUUGGGACCAUAGUUGCUACUUGGUAUGAUGUGCCUCGUGUUGAGAGAAGUGUCGCUCUUCCAGGGCUGAUAAGGACCCUUAAGAUGAUGGGAAACUACGGGAUCACAUUUGCUGCAAUUGGGGGAGUGUACAUUGGUGUUGAGCAGAUCGUGCAGAAUUACAGGAUGAAGAGAGACUUUAUCAAUGGAGCUGUUGGUGGUUUUGUUGCUGGGUCGACUAUUCUUGGUUACACAGGAAAGAGCAUUUCAACUGCAAUUUCUGCUGGGGCAGCCUUAGCGGUCACUUCUUCACUCAUUGAUGCUGGAGGUCAGACAACAAGAAUCGAUAACGGCAAGGAGUACUAUCCUUACACCACCAAGAAAAGAUCCACUGCCGAUUCAUAAAAACUUACCAGUGCUUCUCUUGGAGGAAGAUAUUGGCAAAGCUAACGAAAAGAGAAAACUGUUUCAUGAAUUGGAUGUAUUUCUGGAGAUGUAAUCGUACUCUUAGUUCUCUUUCUCUGUUGUCCAAAUUUAAGUUUUUGACCUUGAAUGGAUGUCUUGAAUAAAUCUGCUUUUUUUCAUAUUUGCGUUCAAAUAUGCCGUUGGUAAGUUGAGCGAACAUAUAUUAUUUUGUAAGAAAAUUCAAUAAUAAUUGGACUGGUUUCAAUUCCAAUUA
Molecule: messenger RNA, 889 nt
Organism: Prunus mume (Japanese apricot)
Lineage: Eukaryota; Viridiplantae; Streptophyta; Magnoliopsida; Rosales; Rosaceae
Source: RefSeq, a predicted model, not a curated record